CAGCAGGGAGAGAGACUAUGCCCUCUCUCUCGCUUGCGGUCUUGCUCAUCUGAAACCAUGAAUUGAAUCAAGAAAAGUUCCGUCAUUUCUUGUUAAGCCCAAUCAAUUUUCAGUCAUACAUCAACAUGUAUUAUUAACACACAAAGAAAAGAAGUAGAAUUUGAGAGAAACAACAACACAAACUGACAUGGAAGAGGAAAAUACUCAAAUUCUGGAGAUCAACUUGAUCUCUGCUCAAUCCCUCAAAACCCCAAUCGCUAACUUCCGCCGUUUGCAAACUUACGCACUUAUCUGGGUUGAAUCAUCUAAUAAACUCCGUACCAAGAUCGAUCAUUUUGGCGGCGAAAAUCCUACCUGGAACGACAAAUUCCUCUUCCGUGUUUCGCGGAAAUUCAUUUCCGGCGAUACCUCUGGCGUAUCCGUUGAAAUCUACGCCGUUGGUGUCCUCAAGGAUUUCCUCGUCGGUACUGUGCGUCUCCUGUUAAGUAGUUGUUUCAAAGGAAUGGUGAAUUCUGGAAUUAGUACUGCAACUCCGGCUUUCACAGCUGUACAAAUUAGGCGGCCUUCUGGAAGGUUCCAAGGAGUUCUGAAUAUCGGUGCCGCGGUUUACAGUGGUACGGAUUUUUCGUUGUUGAAUGGAUUAGCUGCUGUGUGUUUUCGUGAUUUGAUGGAAGAGAAAGAGAGCGGUAGAUGGCGGCGACGGCGGCUUAGCCGUGGAGGAUCAAAGCGGAGUGAGCAAUCAUCAGGCGGCGAGUCUUGUGAUUUCUCCGACGGCACUGAUUCGACGACCUCUUCGUCGUCGUCAGUGGUUUCUACGGCGUUGAAAGACUGGAACAGUGUGCGAACAGCUGUAGAGAUGGCGGGAAAGAAAGAUUUGAAAUCUGACGGUGGUGGUUUGCUGUGUGGUUUAGUGAAGCAGAAGAAGAUUCAAUUGUGUCCGUUUGAUCAGAAUUCACAGUUCUGGACUGAAUCCUUUGAGAAGGAUCCAUAAUCAACGGUCUAUAUUCUUCUUAUACAAAUCAACGGUGGUAAUCAACUGCACAAUUUAAAAUUCUUGCUUUUACUAGAUAAUCCAUUUCAUUCGCCAAUUUACCAAAAAUAAAAAUCCAUCCUUUUAGUCACCUUACUUCCAGAUUUUUACCCAUUCAUUUGUUCCUUUUAGUCCCUUUAAUUCCAGAAAUUACCCAUUCAUUUGUGCCUUUUAGUCCCCUUAAUUCCAAACUUUACCCAUUCUUUUCUUUUUUCGUUACAAUUUUUGGUUACUUUUGAUUAGCAAACGACAUUUGUGAUGUGUAAUCUAGUUUGUAGCGUCUUGUUCUUGAUGCUGAUUCUCUUUCCUUUUUCUUGAUUCUGUCUAUGAAGCUUAUU
Messenger RNA from Nicotiana attenuata, 1368 nucleotides. RefSeq lists its product as uncharacterized. Lineage: Eukaryota; Viridiplantae; Streptophyta; Magnoliopsida; Solanales; Solanaceae. Gene Ontology annotation, biological process: defense response. The record is from RefSeq and is a predicted model, not a curated record. The coding region runs from base 188 to 991 and encodes 267 amino acids. The transcript has a single exon.